AUGGACACCCAACGACGCGACAAACCCAAGCGGGAAGACGACGUCUACCAGAAUCGAACCUCUGGCACUGGCACUGGCACUGGCACUGGCACUGGCACGCUGCAAAGUUUGUCUGCGAGUGCUGGCGCGAGCCCGACCUAUCGCUAUCCUCAAGGUGCUCCAGCGCCUUAUGGUCAUGCUCAUAGCGUGGCGCCGACAAACACCUGGCCCAGCACCCCUGUGGGUGUCCAUACACCACCUGAGUCACGUCGGACGAGUGAUAAUGAAAAAGGGAGUGCCAAACAGAGGCAAUCGCUGCCUUCCAUUUCAGAAGCGCUUGGGAUAGAUCGCCAAACAUCUACUGCUGCAGAUCCUCCACCACCUCUGCAACCAACGCAUCUCACGCAGACCCAAGCCACUACCCCAAGCUCGCCGUCUCCUGCUACUAGACGGUCGUUUCCCAUGGAACCGCCGCAGGGUCCGCAACCACCGUACUCCACUACCAGCAGUUCAUUUUCCCAGUACUCGCAUUAUCGCUCACCAGAAUCACAACAACCUGCAUACCCGCCGCCAUCGGAAAACUCACGCCCUACCCCAGCAGCAUACCCUCCAGUAACGGAAUCGAAGCCGCCUUUACAGCUCCAGACAUCUCAGCCGACAAGUCGUCCACCUCCAUCAACAACAUUUGCCAGACCCGCUGAACCAUCACCUGCGUACGAGCAACCAAAUUCCACUUCGACUGGGCCUAUGGGUCCUCCAUCAAGCUUUCCGUACGGCUACACACCAUAUCCUCCGCGCUAUGCCAACCCAACGCCUCCCUCAAGCACCGCUUCUGGGCCAAUUUAUCAACCUUCAGUCUACAGCGCUCCUCAGGCUGCUCAGACCACCUGGAAGACUGCAGAUCGUUCGGACGAACGAGCACAGGCUCCAGCCAGUUAUGGAGAUAGUGUCAAACGUCAUCUUGAUUUCUACGACUUGGAAGCGGCACUCAAUGAGAUCGCCGCGACCAGCGGAAUACUAAGUGACUUUUCACGUCGUUACGGCGACCGAAUGCACCAGACGCAGAGGUCAGGUGCCACGCUCAAAACACUUCCAGGCAUUGUGGAAGUGGAUGAUAUGAUCAACAAAUCGCGUGUGGCUCAUGAUUCACUCAUGAAGAUUCGAGACGUCAUUAUCCAGCAGCAAGCUGCAUACGAACAACAGGCUGCGGAUCAGCGGCAACAACACAAAGCCUUUGAUCCGCACCUAUCUCAACCAGAACACCACGAGCAGCAAGCCGACGACGGCAAGACCGGAGGAUUUGGAGGCGUCGACACGAAAAAACGCAGAGGGCGCGCAGCACCACCCGGACGCUGUCACAGCUGUAACCGCGCCGAAACGCCGGAAUGGCGGCGUGGACCGGACGGCGCAAGGACUCUCUGCAAUGCCUGCGGCCUGCACUACGCCAAGUUGACACGCAAAAACAAUGGAACCAACAAAACCACCAACGUUGGCAGCUCGAAUCUGCGACCAAAAGAAAAUAUGGCGCAGUAGAAGAAGACUUGAUCUGCACAUGUGCAAUCAAGAUCAACCCUUUCUGAGCAUUUGCUCUUUGCUUUGCUUUCUUAGCACUGUGUUGCUGAUGCUUUUUGCUUGCCUUUCAGCGAUACCCCUGCUAUUCGGCCUUUUCAGAGGUUCAAUUGCGGUACCUUCGAGCGAAUACAUCGCACGGAUGACGAAAACUUGCACAGCGUUAUGAGACGCUACGAAUUGUACAGGGCCUGACACACGAUGGUUCAAGGAGAGGCCGGGUGGCUGGCAGGAUGUGUUCUGUUUGUUUUUUCUCCUGCAAAGUUUGUCACUUGUCUGUUCAGCCUUUUAGCGUUGUCUUCACUUUUCGUCUUUCUUCCUGCCUACGGGCCCUUGAGAGCUCGGUAGCAUUGCAUGGACCGGAGUAAAUGGAGAGGAAGAUUCGCCCAGGAUGGGAUUUGCCGAUGGGCUGUCACGAUGGGAACGCAGUGCGCUGCGAAGGAGUGACGUGUAAUUUCAUG
Messenger RNA from Pseudocercospora fijiensis CIRAD86, 2009 nucleotides. RefSeq lists its product as uncharacterized. The record is from RefSeq and is a predicted model, not a curated record. Gene Ontology annotation, biological process: regulation of DNA-templated transcription. Gene Ontology annotation, molecular function: zinc ion binding; sequence-specific DNA binding. The transcript has 3 exons. NCBI's taxonomy places the organism in Eukaryota, Fungi, Ascomycota, Dothideomycetes, Mycosphaerellales, Mycosphaerellaceae. The coding region runs from base 1 to 1512 and encodes 503 amino acids.